GCCGCGCACCACGCACGUCCCGGCCUCGACGCCUGCGAGUGACGCAGUGAGCGCUGUAUGAGGGAAGCGGAGAGCGCCGCGCGCGAAACCGCUCGCCGACGGCGCAAACCGCUCGUCGACGCUCCAAGUUUAAGGUUUCAGUGCCGCGGUUGACCCUGGUGUGACUCGCGAGUUCCUGCUUCCGUGGUUACGUAAGGACAGUGCUGAGAGAUUGAUCUCUGGUUAAGUAUCUGUGUCAGUGAAGUAAAGUAAGCGGACUCGCGGCUGGGCCGGAGAGCAAAGCCUCCGCGACAGAGACAACAUCGCGGCGGUAAAGUUUCGCUCACCCGAUCUUACUUAGUUGACAGUACGGAGGCGGCGCGAGCAGUAUGUGCGCGUGCGCGUGGCGGCUGCACGCCUUCACCGCCGCGCUCGUGCUCGCCGCGCAUCUCAUCAAAGUGCUGUCGUGCGGCGAGGCGGGCGGCGGCGGCGGCGGGGGCGGCGCGGGCGGCGGGCGGGGGGCGCGCGCGCGGCGCUACGUGGGGCUGUACACGGGGCCCUACUUCGACCCCUCCGCGCCCAACAACAUCACGGCGCAGCUCGGCACGCACGCCUACCUGCCGUGCAAGGUGCGGCAGCUGAGCAACAAGUCGGUGUCGUGGAUCCGGCGCCGCGACGCGCACAUCCUCACCGUGGACCGCUUCACCUUCAUCGCCGACGAGCGCUUCCAGGCCUUCCUCGUCGAGGCCACCGACACCUGGACGCUGCAGGUGAAGUACGUGCAGGCGCGCGACGCCGGCGUGUACGAGUGCCAGGUCGGCACCGAGCCCAAGAUGAGCCACUUCGUGCAGCUCAACGUCGUCGUGCCCAAGAUCGAGAUAGUUGGCGAGUCGGACCUGUAUGUGAAGGCGGGCAGCACGGUGAGCCUGAAGUGCGUCAUCACGCAGGCGCUGGAGGAGCCGGCCUACAUCUUCUGGUACCACAACGACGAGCGCGUGCUCAACUACGACCGCAGCCUCGUCGAGAUCCGCAUGGAGCGCCGCGCGCCCGACACCACGAUCGGCAACCUGAUCAUCUACAACCCGCGGCGCGAGGACUCGGGCAACUACUCGUGCUCGCCCUCCAACCUCGACUCCGCCUCCGUCGUGCUGCACGUGCUCAGUGGCGAGCAGCCCGCCGCCAUGCAGCACGGCAACGCGGCGGCCGCGCCGCGCGCCGCGCCCGAGCUGCUGCUGCUGAGCGCCGCGCCGCGUGCACUGCACGUCGCGCCGCGUGCCCUGCGCGCCGCGCUGCGCCGACCCGCCGUCGCGCUCGCGCUCGUCCUGCUCGUGCUGCUGCAGUGCCACGACGAGGACGCGCCGCGACAAUAGCGGCCCCCGCGCCCUCGCGCGCCGCGCGCACCGCUCUCUGUACAAUUUGUAAAUAGUACUAUAAAUAAUAAAGUAUAUAAACUCUUUCGAUAGGAGCCAGACGCCGCGCGCCGCGGCGCCGUGUUGGCGUCGUGUCGGUGUCGUGCCGGCACGCGGCGCGCGGCGCGGCUCGUGUGACAUCGAAGUCGUUCGAUUCCGACCCUCGCUCCCCUCGCCAAGCGACCGGAGCGUCCUGUGUGAAUACUAUUGUUUGUUGCGACGCGCCCGUCCCCCGCGCCCCCCGCGCCGACCGCGUCCUCCGCCCGCGCGCGGCGGAGUGGUGAGCGGAGCGGCGAGCGGGGCGGCGCGCGGGGCGGGAAGCGCCGGCGUUUGUUACUUUGACGAAGCAGUGAUACGGACAUAAAGUAAGUUUGAUUCGUCGACACUGUUACUGCCUCACUUGUACAUAUAAAUGUAAGUAAUAUAAAUAAAGAUGAGAUCGUUGAAACAUUUA
Molecule: messenger RNA, 1842 nt
Organism: Maniola jurtina (meadow brown)
Lineage: Eukaryota; Metazoa; Arthropoda; Insecta; Lepidoptera; Nymphalidae
Product: hemicentin-2-like
Exons: 9
Coding region: 369-1349 (326 amino acids)
Biological process (GO): synapse organization
Cellular component (GO): neuron projection membrane
Source: RefSeq, a predicted model, not a curated record